AAAAAACAAACCACAAAGCAAACAAUAAACAAAGAAACUCAAAGACACAAAGAAAAAAGUCUUUAAAAAACCUUAAAAUGGGGAAAGGAGGAAACUAUGUGACGGUGGCAGCUUCGGAGGUGGAGGAGCUACGGAGGAAGAACGGAGAGAUGGAAAAGGCUGUGGAGGAGAUGAGGAAAGAGAUGUUGCAGCUGUGGCGGAGGACGCAGGUGGCGGAAGAGGCGGAGGAGCGUCUCUGUUCUCAGCUAGCCGAGCUUGAAGCUGAAUCUUUAGACCAGGCUCGUGAUUACCACUCUCGCAUCAUCUUUCUCAUGAACGAGCUUUCUCGUCUCUCUUCCGACUCAGCCUCCGCCUCACCGUAGAACAGCACAUGUAGAUAUAUAGGUUCUUCUUUAGUCUUUUCUUGUUUAGAUUGUUGGAUGUAUCCUCCGAUAUGUAGAGUUUUGUUUUGUUAUAUCGAAAGUGGAUCUCUUCGAGAUUUCUAUAUAAAU
Messenger RNA from Camelina sativa (false flax), 491 nucleotides. Its product is annotated as protein RESPONSE TO LOW SULFUR 2. The record is from RefSeq and is a predicted model, not a curated record. NCBI's taxonomy places the organism in Eukaryota, Viridiplantae, Streptophyta, Magnoliopsida, Brassicales, Brassicaceae. Gene Ontology annotation, biological process: cellular oxidant detoxification.